This is a messenger RNA of Tupaia belangeri chinensis (Chinese tree shrew), 1438 nucleotides long. RefSeq names its product notum, palmitoleoyl-protein carboxylesterase (gene NOTUM). Lineage: Eukaryota; Metazoa; Chordata; Mammalia; Scandentia; Tupaiidae. The record is from RefSeq and is a predicted model, not a curated record. Gene Ontology annotation, biological process: protein depalmitoleylation; negative regulation of canonical Wnt signaling pathway. Gene Ontology annotation, molecular function: palmitoleyl hydrolase activity.
GCGGCUGGUACUGCUUCAACCGGGAGAACUGCGACUCCAGAUAUGACAGCGUGCGGCGCCUCAUGAGCUCCCAGGACUGGCCCCGCACUCGCACAGGCACCGGGAUCCUGUCCUCCCAGCCAGAGGAGAAUCCUCACUGGUGGAACGCCAACAUGGUCUUCAUCCCCUACUGCUCCAGCGACGUGUGGAGUGGGGCGUCACCCAGGUCUGAGAAGAACGCCUAUGCCUUCAUGGGUGCCAUCAUCAUCCAGGAGGUGGUGCAGGAGCUGCUGACCAAGGGGCUGGGGGCGGCCAAGGUGCUGCUGCUGGCCGGGAGCAGUGCUGGGGGCACCGGGGUGCUUCUGAAUGUGGACCGCGUGGCCGAGCAGCUGGCAGGCCUGGGCUACCCAGCUAUCCGCGUGCGGGGCCUGGCCGACUCGGGCUGGUUCCUGGACAACCAGCAGUACCUGGGCACGGACUGUGUGGACGCCACCACCUGUGCGCCCACGGAGGCCAUCCGCCGCGGGCUCAGGUACUGGAACGGGGUGGUCCCGGAGCGCUGUCGGCGCCAGUUCAAGGAGGGCGAGGAGUGGAACUGCUUCUUUGGCUACAAGGUCUACCCGACCCUGCGCUGUCCAGUGUUCGUGGUGCAGUGGCUGUUUGACGAGGCGCAGCUGACGGUGGACAACGUGCACCUGACGGGGCAGCCAGUGCAGGAGGGGCAGUGGGCGUACAUCCGGAACCUGGGCCGCGAGCUGCGCAGCACGCUCCGGGAUGUGGCGGCCAGCUUCGCCCCUGCCUGCCUCUCCCACGAGAUCAUCACCCGCAGCCACUGGACGGACAUCCAGGUGAAGGGCACCUCACUGCCCCGAGCAUUGCACUGCUGGGAUCGGAGCCUCCAUGAUAGCCACAAGGCCAGCAAAGCCCCCCUGAAGGGCUGCCCUGUCCACCUGGUGGACAGCUGCCCCUGGCCUCACUGUAACCCUUCGUGCCCCACCAUCCGCGACCAGUUCACCGGGCAGGAGAUGAACGUCGCUCAGUUCCUCAUGCACAUGGGCUUCGACGUGCAGGCCGUGGCCCAGCAGCAGGGCCUGGAGCCCAGCACGCUGCUGGGCAUGCUGAGCAGUGGGAGCUAGGCGCCUGCAGCCCCUGCGUGUCAGCGCCCCAGUGCAGGCACCCCAGUGCAGGCCCACCCUCUGCCAGCCCUCUCUGGCCCCACCGCCUCAGGGGCCACAGCCUGAGGCAGGAGCUCUCCUGGGCCCAGCUAUGACCUGAUCCCCAUCACCCCUAGCCUGCGGAGGGGCCAGAAGCCAGAGAAAGCACUGGGUUCCCCUUACUCCCAGACAGCCCCGGCCUGCCCUGCCCCAAUCCCUUUUGUAUUAUUUUAUGAAGUGACCUUUUUUUAUUACUUUAAUUUUUUAAGGAAAGAAAAUUAUCAAGAAAUAUAUGAUGAAUUAUA